This is a messenger RNA of Antrostomus carolinensis (chuck-will's-widow), 1075 nucleotides long. Its product is annotated as 1-acyl-sn-glycerol-3-phosphate acyltransferase delta. The record is from RefSeq and is a predicted model, not a curated record. Bases 1 to 819 code for a protein of 272 amino acids. Gene Ontology annotation, cellular component: endomembrane system; mitochondrial outer membrane. The transcript has 6 exons. Gene Ontology annotation, molecular function: 1-acylglycerol-3-phosphate O-acyltransferase activity. Lineage: Eukaryota; Metazoa; Chordata; Aves; Caprimulgiformes; Caprimulgidae.
AUGUGUUUUACUUGCCUUGCUCCCGUCUUGCAGAGUUCCAAAGUGCUUGCGAAGAAGGAGCUCUCCUACAUGCCUAUCAUUGGCUGGAUGUGGUAUUUCCUAGAGAUAGUCUUCUGCAAGCGUAAGUGGGAGGAGGAUCGGAAAACAGUCAUGCAGAAGUUGCUGAAUCUCCGGGACUACCCUGAAAACUUUUGGUUCCUGAUUCAUUGCGAGGGGACAAGGUUCACAGAACAGAAGCACCAGAUUAGCAUGCAGGUAGCUGAAGCCAAAGGCCUGCCCAAGCUCAAGUAUCACCUCCUGCCACGAACAAAAGGAUUUGCUGUCACCGUGCAGUGUUUGAGAAAUGUAGUUUCUGCAGUUUAUGAUUCUACCCUGAAUUUUAGAAAUAAUGAGAAUCCAACAUUGCUGGGAGUUCUAAAUGGAAAGAAAUACCACGCAGAUUUAUAUGUAAGGCGGAUUCCACUAGAGGAAGUCCCAGAAGAUGAGCAGGAGUGUUCUAACUGGCUCCACAAACUGUAUCAAGAAAAGGAUGCAUUCCAGGAAGAGUACUACCGCACAGGAACUUACCCAGCAGUCCCUAUAGUACCACCCCGACGACCAUGGACACUUUUGAACUGGCUUUUCUGGGCCUUAUUGCUGCUAUAUCCUUUAUUCAAGCUGCUCAUCAACAUGAUCAACAGUGGAUCAUCAGUGACUCUGGCUAGUUUUGCGUUUGUCAUUGUAAUGGCUUCUGUUGGUGUCAGAUGGAUGAUAGGUGUCACAGAAAUUAACAAGGGCUCCACCUAUGGCAACAACGACAACAAGCAGAAACAAAAGUAGUAUCUUCAGAGACUGCUUCAAUCCAAAGGGAGCAAAUGCAAUGGCUGAAAACUCUUAAGUGCGUAUCAUGGUCCUUCAAGUGAGAUCAGAGGAAGGGUAGGAUGAGCAAUUGCCAUGUGUAUCUGAAUUUGUGCUCCUGUUACUUUUCUCUGGGGGUUUUGGCUGGUUGACACGCUUGAAAGAUGCACUCCUUCGUCACCUCUCCACACCAGGUUUGCAUUUGGUUGGUUGGUUUGUUCUCCUAGCAAGUGUCUUA